AUGAGGAAUAUAAAACCUGUAAAACUUCUUAAACCUGACACUGAUUCUGAGAAUAGUGGAAAAUCAAAAAAGCAGAAUAUUGAGAUGGGGAAUAUAAAACCUGUAAAACUUCUUAAACCUGACAUUGAUUCUGAGAAUAGUGAUGAAGACUAUACGGGUUUAGAGGAGCCACCUAUUCGCAGACAACUGCAAAAUAUCCUGAGGCAGUAUCCAGAUGGACCACAAAUCAUUAAGGAGUUGGUACAAAAUGCUGAAGAUGCCAAUGCAAGUGUUUUUAAAAUUAUGCUGUAUACAAAAAACACCAUGGAUGAAUGUGAAUUUGAUACCAAAUACAAAGACAUGCUGCAGGGACCUGCUUUGUGUGCUUUUAAUGACGCUGUUUUUACGGAGAAUGACUGGAAAGGCAUCAAACGCAUUUACACAAGUGUCAAAGAAACUGAUGUUUUGAAGAUAGGAAGAUUUGGGUUGGGAUUCAAGUCUGUUUUUCAUAUGACAGACACGCCUUUGAUUGUGAGUAGAGACCAGUUGCUAAUUAUUAAUCCCACGGAGCGACCACAUAGAAUUUGCCACAAUGUAACAUUAUCAAAUUUGACCACCAAAUACAGGAAAACGCUCUGGCCAGUGUUGAAUCAUAUUUUUAGACUGGAGAAAGAGGGCACUUUUGGAUUUGAUAUGUCUUCGCUGGAACAGGGUUUUUAUCAUGGUACUUUGUUUUGGUUUCCAUUGAGACGGUCCCCGUCUUUACUUCUGGAAAAGAUAUACCCACCAGAGAGAAUGAUAGAACUCAUCACCUCUUUUACCAAAGAGGCAGACAACAUUCUUCUGUUUCUUCAUAACGUAAACAAAAUUAUCAUCAUGGAAAAUGAGGGCCAAGUUUUGUAUGAAAAUACUAUUGAAAAGACCGAUGAAACAAGAAAAGAUUUGGUAGAAUUUUGGGAGUACUUAAAAAAUAUAUCAACUAACCAUGAAACAACAUACUUACAAAACUCCAAAGCUGUUACAUACAAUGCUCAAGUUGUCACUAACGACGUCAAAGAGGGACGACGGAAGACAUAUUUAUUUAAGAUCAUUCAUUACUUCCAAGGAAAAACAGAUAUGUCAUUAAAUCUGAUGAAACUGUCCAAACAAAAAGAAAAUAUUCCACUUGUUGGAGUUGCAUAUCCAAUGCAGUUUGAUAAGAGGUUUGUUGCACGUGUGUUUUGUUUCUUGCCUUUACCAUUUACCUCCAGCAGUCUUACCGACUUACCUGUGCAUGUGAAUGGAUUUUUUAAUCUUGACCCUUCAAGAGACCAUGUAAUGCAGGCCACAGAAGGUCAAGUUGGUGAAAAAGACAAAAACAUACAAUGGAAUGAACUACUGAUCCAGGAAGUGAUACCCAAAGCUUAUAUAAAGUUGAUCGAGGAUUUACUUACAAAGGGAACGAAGGCUGAAAUAAUAUAUAGGUGUUUACCUGAUAUAGAAAAAGUUCAUAGUGAUUUAUGGAAGCGUCUGCUGCCACCUGUACUCAGAAUGGCUGUCCAAAUGAAUAUCUUUCAAACCGAGAAGGCCCAAGAGACAUGGGUCAAUAUAGAGAGUGCUGUAUUCAAUGUGUUUGUUGAAGAAGAAAGAAUGGCUGACCAAGAAAUAAAGAACACAGUGAUUGGUCUAAUAAAAGAUUACAAUGAAAACUUAGUUAUGCUACCAGAACAUUUGAAAAUACUAAUAAUGUCAUGGCCCAAAUACAACAUCAUUCCAAGUGUUUGUCCAACGCUCAUCAACAGUGAAUAUAUAGCCAGUCUAAUGAACAAUGAUUCAUUGUACAGAACGAUGUCCAGAAAAAACAAAAUACAGCUUUUAGAUUAUUUUCUGACAUAUGCAGAGCUUGAAUCUUACAAGAAAUUGGAAUUGAUACCAACAAAUGAUGAAAGCUAUUUUCUGUCUUUAACAUCUGAUGAUCCAAUUUACUUGUGCUCGGAAGAAGAGGCGUUUUUAUUUCCAAAUCUAGAGAUACAACUGCUCUCUGAUUUAUCAGAUGAAAUGAAGAGAAGACUGUUAGAACUUCGUUGCGGGAAUAUAAAGAAUUGGUCUCCAGAACAUUUUGUACCACUACUGAGGCAAUCUACUGAUGUUGAAAAAUCUUUAAAGCUGGAUCUAGGGGCAAAGAAAAAAUGGAUUCAAAAAGCAUGGACCUUUUUAUCAGAGACAGAAAAUCAACAUUUGAUUGAACAAAUUGAAUUGUGUCCAGUUUUAUUAGCAAAAGAGGAUAUAAAAGCCGAUCCCAGCCUCCAUGUCUUAAAGAAAAACCACAUCCUUACCAAGACAAGUCAUCUGCAGCAGAGUCUAACAGAAGAGGUGAAAGAGGUGUUGAAAUGUUGUGGGGUAAAGCUAUUAGAGAAAACAUUUUUCCUUCCCGAUUUUGUUAUGGCAAAGUAUGUCGCACAGCCAACAGUGAAAGAUGUUUGCAUGGUUCUAGAGAAGACUUUCCGAGAAAACUCAUCGAACAUAAUCAAGUUCAAUAAUCUGCCAGAAAGCGUAAGAAAGGAGUUUGCUAUUUUUAUUGGAGAAUAUAGAUCUCACAAUGAUAAGAUGGCAGAGGACCUUAAAAAAUGGCUGAGGAAAUUAGAAUUGUUCCCACUGUCCAAUGUAUAUGUUUCUUCUAGCCUUUAUGCAGUUGAAAACGUUGCUGGUAUUGCACCACCUCAUAUGAAAAAAUUUCCAGUCAGAUAUAAUGAUUUAUUGCUUGAUAGGGAUUUUAAAGGCAUUUCUCUUGCACGUGAGUUGGGAUGUCAAUAUUUCCCGGAACAAACAUUGAUCAAAGAAACACUACAAAGUGUGAGAGACAACAAGUACGAAUCUAAUGAAGUAAUUUUGUUUAUGAAUUAUUUCAUGGACAAACUGAAUGAUGACACUCCUGCAGAACAGAUAGAAAUAGCUUCCAAAGUUCCGUUUAUUGAGAAUGGAGUUGGUGAAUUAAAAGCCCCUACAGACCUAUUUGAUCCCUCUAAAGGUAAACUGAAGGACCUCUUCUGUAAGGAAAACUCAUAUUUUCCAAAGGAAUGCAGCAAUUUAACCUUGGUCGGAAAGUUGCAGAAAUUAAAAAUCAAAUCUGAUGAAUGUAUAACCUUUCAGGAUUUGAUUAACACGGUGCAAUUCAUAGAAGAUACGAAUGAACAUUUGAAUGAUCUAGAACUAAAGAAAAAGGUACAAGCCAUUUUCAAUCACUUAAAAAAAUUAUCACAGAGUGCAAAAGCCAUGUUUGUCGAGGAAGUAAAAGGAAAACGAUGGAUACCAGUAAUGAAGGAGAAAUCCGAAUCGUAUCCAAAGUUAAUGAAAUGGAAGGGAAAAGAUGCCAGACUAUGUAAACCUCUUGAAGCAUGUUUACAAAAGUAUCACUUACUUGUAGGGUCAGUGUGUUAUGUGUCCAGGUAUGUUGACCAAGACGAACUCAACGAGUAUCUUGAAGAACUGCUAAAUCGACCAAAAACACAUUUUGUUUUUGAACAGUUGAAACAUUUGGUAAAAAAGUACAAGAAUUCUAAUAAAUCAAUGGUAUAUGAUGGGAUGCUUAAGGAGAUAUAUGAAUUUCUGGCAGAACAAGAAUUGACAAAGGACGAUUUGGCAAUAUUACAACUAGAAGACGCUAUCCCAACAAAGUCAUCCUUCACAAACAGUUCCAAAGUUUAUAUAGAUUUUUUGCCACAUGUUCCUCAAACAUUACUAGAACCCCACAAGUAUCAGAUAAAUGAGAAAUGGGUUCAAGAAAGUAAAAUGAGAAAUUUUUUUGUGAGUAUUGGAUGCAAAGAGACACUGACAUCAGAAGAUCUCAUUUCCGUUCAAGAGAACAUCAAAGAUUUUCACACUUUACAAACAAGAUCAGAUAUUGAGGAGAUUAAAAGAGAUUUAAAAUAUGUGACUGAUAUUUUGGACAUUCUUAAAGACAUGAAAGAAAAAAUAUCCAAAGAAGAGCAGUCACGAAUUUUAUUCCCUGUUCAGACAAAAACCAAACAAUUGGUCUUGAUGCCUGCGUUGCAAUGUACUUACACAGAUGAAAAACACAGUCUUGAAGACAUGGACACUGAAGAAGAAGCUGUUAAACUUCACUUUGUACAUGAAAAUGUCAGGGUUGAUAUUGCAGAGUGUUUCGGUGUCCCUUCUUUAACUCGAAGAGAAAUGGAAAAUGGGGGAAUUGAGGAUCUGGAGUAUGAACAGUGGGGACAGCAAGAAUCACUCACUACAAGAAUCAAGAAUAUUUUGAAGGAUUACUCAGAUGGACCUCUAUUCAAGGAAAUGCUCCAAAAUGCCGAUGAUGCUGGUGCAACCUGCAUGAAAAUACUGUAUGAUGAGAGAAAAAAUGAAGAUGCAAGAACUGGUUUGAUUGACAAAGGAAUGGAAGAGUGUCAGGGACCAGCUCUUUGGUUUUACAAUGAUGCUAAAUUCAAAGAAAAAGACUUUAAGAAUAUCAUUAAACUUGGUGGUGGGACAAAGGAGACCGAGCAUACAAAGAUCGGCAAGUUCGGACUUGGAUUUUGCUCCGUUUAUAGUGUGACUGAUGUACCCAGUAUCGUGAGUGGAAAAUACAUUGUCUUUUUUGAUCCACGAACUAUACAUUUAGGGAAAGCCAUCAAAGACAAAUCUAAGCCUGGUCUACGGAUCCCCAUAUCAAAAAUAGUGAAAAAGUUUAGAAAGCAGUUUAAGCCUUAUGAUAAAAUAUUUCACUGUGAUUUUACUAAAGAGGAUGAAUAUGAAGGAACUCUUUUUCGACUACCUUUGCGCACAGCCAAUCAGGCAUUAGAGGAUCCAAAUGGCAUAUCCACAAAACAGUACAGCAGAGAGGAAGUUAUAUCUGUAGUAAAGAAGUUUAUGGACUCGGCAGGCAAUCUAUUGCUGUUUACUCAAAACGUCAAAAAAAUUGAACUUCAUUUUCUUAAUCAAACUGAUGAACCAGACCAGAAAAAGAUAAUGUACUCGGUUGAAAAAAGCCAGUGUGAAAAUAUAUUUGACCAGAUGAAAGCAGCUGCUUUUAAAGGAGAGGAAGAAUUCAGUCUGACGUUUCAGUUUGACAUAGAAAUACAACUGAAUCCAAAUCUCCCUAAAAUAUUGGAUUCGGAGUUUGAAAACGUGACUGGAUCCUCUUCUAGGUGGAUUGUGUCAUGGGCUGCCUUACAAAUGCUUAAAGAUCUUCAGGGACCUCCUCUAGUCGCCAGUACCGCAAUGCCAUUGACUUUUUCACUUGGAGCAAGUGAACAGCAGAAUGCGCGUUAUGGAUUUUUUAACACAGGGCAUGUGUUUUGUUUUCUACCUCUUCCACAGGAAAGCCAAAUGAAAGUUCAUCUAAAUGGAAAUUUUGCAGUAGAGCAAAGCAGAAAAAGCAUUGUAGCACCUACCUUGUCAGAAAAUGAAGUGACAAUGGCACAACGAAAUUAUUCAUUGAUUUCAAACGUACUGUCAAAAGCUUACCUUAGUAUGUUGGAAAAUGUCAAGCUCUCAUCAUCAGCAAAAUACCACACACUUUGGCCAUUAUCCCAGGAAGGAAAUGUUUUUAAUCCUUUAGUAUCAAAAUUUUAUGCAGAUAUUUGUCAAAAAAAGAUAAAAAUAUUUUUCCGCAAGGGGAAUUCGGGGCAGAAGUUUUCUUUGAAAGAGUGCAAAUUUUUGGACAGUUCUUUGCAAGACAAUGAUGAUUUAGGCAAAACAGCAUAUCAACUUCUUGUCUUGUUUAAUCCGUUCCCUGAAAAUAUAAUGUAUAUGCCAUUUGAAAUCCAGAAGGAAUUUAUGAAGCCCAAUUGUAAACCACAUUUUCUGAAACAAAUAUGCAGUGAAGAGAGUUUUUUCUUGAAUGUAUUUCUGAAAAAUCUUGCAAAGAAUUUCUGGGAAUCUGAUGAAAAGAAAAACAUUCGGAGAAUGCUAUUAAAGCGCAUCUUUGGCAGUGGAAAUAAAAAUGUUUUAUCAAAUAUGACAGACAUCGAGUGUAUCCCCACUAAACCAAAUGGACGUCUUCGAAAGCCCAUCGAAUUGGUUAAUGAACAUUCCCAUUUACUACAUGGCUUGUUCUCUGUUUUGGAUGAAAGGUUUCCAGAAGAUGAACUGCUUGAUGUUAAGAAAACACUGAUAUGCCUUGGGAUGAACAAUGACAGUAUAUCAGAUGAAAUGCUUAUUGAAAGAGUUAACACCAUAAAAUACUUGGAACAGUCAAAUUUUGAACUAGCUAAACAAAGAUGCAAUGUUUUAAUUAUGUACCUCUUGCAAAACUCUGAUUGUAUAAAACAAACAACGUUCGACAAACUUAAAGAUAUUCCAUUUCUCCCUGUUAUGACAAAGCCUAAUGGCUGGCCUUUUAGUUUGUUUUUAACGGAUGUGGAACAAUUUGCAGCUCCUUCUAUGUUAUACAGGAAUAAUUGCAAGUUUUUGAUAGGAAGUGUUAAGGAAAUUCUUGAUGAAUCUGGUUUUAGCUGUUCACAUGACGACAUAUUCUGUAAACUUGCCAUUAAGAGAUGGGAAGAUGUUAACAAAAUAUAUGUUAUAGAGCAACUAAAGAAGAUAGCAGAUAUAGGAAAGGAAAUGCUGAUUAUAAAUGAAGAGGCAGAAAUUUUGAAGAAGAUAUGCAAAAAUGUCUACUGUUUUUUGGAUAAUUAUUGUGUGACAAGAGAACUGGAGAUGUUCCAAAGAUCCCCUUGUAUAUUGAUUUCAGUGGAUGCCAUGACUUCAAAGCUGGUGGAACCAUACUUCGUAUCAUUCAACCCGAAGGAUGAUGUUCCUCCAUAUAUUCAUAAAAUUGAUGAUAACUGGUGUAGUUACCAUAAUUUUUUCAAAUGUGUUGGUGUUCACGACAAAAUAGAACAGGAAUUUAUCAUUGAAAUUUUGAAUGGUAUCAAGAUGGUUGAGGGGAAGAGAGUGGACAAUCUUUCAUCUGUCAUCAAAUUGUACAACUUGAUAAUAAAAAACUCUGGAGAUCUUGGGCUGGAUAGAAUCCUUUUGCCUGACCUUCAUGGUGUAAUGCGGAAACCUAAGGAUAUGUGCUUUGAGGAUGGAAAUGACAUGAUAUCAACAGCAGAUCAUUUGUUUUUUACGCACUCGGACAUUAAAAUUCCAGUAUGUAAACUCUUUAAAGUGGCCUCGAAAAGUGCAAAAUUCAUCAAGAAAUUCUCCUCAGGGGUCUCAUUUGGACAAAAAGAGGAACUUUUCACAAGAUUAAAAAAUAUCCUUAAAGAGUAUCCUUGUGACAUUUCUAUUUUAAAUGAACUUGUUCAGAAUGCAGAUGAUGCACAGGCGACUGAAAUUCAUUUUGUUUAUGACAAGCGGAGCCAUUCAGAAAAAGAAUUAUUUGAUGACUCUAUGAAAUGUCUCCAAGGACCAGCUCUUGUUGUUUACAACAACUCCUGUUUCUCGCAGGAGGAUAUUGAUGGUAUAUCUAAACUAGGUGAAGGAAGCAAAUCUUCCGAUCCAAAUCAAACGGGUCAGUUUGGAAUAGGAUUCAAUGCUGUUUAUCACAUCACAGAUGUCCCAUCUUUUUUGACUAAAGGAACAAAAACUCCAAAUGGUGGAUCCCUUAUAAUGUUUGACCCACAUUGUAAAUAUGUGCCAGACGCCACACCAGAGGACCCUGGAUUGAGAGUUGAUGACCUUAAAUUGAUUGAAGAAAAGUAUUCUGGGGUUUACAAUACUUACUUACAGAAAGAGCUUCCUGCAGACUCAGGAACAUGGUUUCGGCUUCCUUUGCGAACCAAUAAAAUGGCCAGUGCAUCCAAAAUCAGUGAACAGGGAGAAAUUGAGGACAGCCAUAUGUUAGAAAUAUUAGAAUCAUUUCAGAAUGAAAUGUCUAAAUCUCUGCUGUUUUUAAGAAACCUAAAAUGCAUUAAAUUAUCAGAAAUAGAUGAAAGUGGUGAUAUGUUAACCAUUGGUGAAGUUACAGCGUUUGUUAAGGAAGGGGACUCGUAUAGAAUUGAAGAAUUUCAUUUAAAAUGUAAGGAUGCACUUCACUUAAUGCGGGACGGUAAUAUUGAUUUAGGUGCGAAUCCAGGUUUCUCUUGUGAUUAUUGCAUUGAACUAAAGGGAAAGGCCGGAGAAAAGCAAUGGCACGAGGAUUGGGCUAUAUCAAAUGUGUUUGGGACAAUGAAAGAAACUGUUGUUAAAGAUGUUUUAAAAAAGGGCUACAAAAAAAGAAGAAUUAACCUUCUGCCGAGAGCAGGUAUAGCAGCAUGCUUGAGACAAACAACAAAUGAAGACGAUCCAAUAUCUGGAGAGUCUGAAAAUCCUGAUGAAAAUUUGAAUGAAACAAUGCGGGCAUUUUGCUUUUUGCCUUUGCCACAUCCAACUGGUCUUCCUGUUCAUAUCAAUGGUCACUUUGCUCUUGAUUCUAAUCGAACAAAUAUCUGGACAGAGGAUCAGGCGUCCGUAAAGGGCUCUUGGAACGAAUUGAUAUUAAAUGAGGUCUUACCCUUUGCAUACAUUUCUGCCAUACAAUUCCUAAAGCAAUUGUUAUUCUCUGAUAAAUUCUUGCAUAGUGAUUGUGUAAGGCAAUAUAACAAUUUUUUCCCAGUCAUGAAACAUAUCAAAGAUGACAUAUGGAAAAAGACAGUCGGAAUGUUUUACUUGAAAGUGUUGGCAAGUGAAAUCAAUCUUUUUCCUAUGUUGUUUGAUAAAGAGACUUUUGAAUCGAUGAGAAGCACAAAUUGUAUUUCAGCCAAAGGAGCACUUAAGGAUAGAGAAAAUUCAGCUGUUGUGUUUGUUCCAUUAAUAUCUAAACAGCAUCAUUUUCCAGCAUAUUUUGAUAAAUUAAAUGACGAAUCUGAAAACGAAGAAGAAAUUCCUAAUGUUCAAGACCACACAAAUAAAAGUGACUGUCAUGAAAGUUCAUUGAAAAUAUCUCUCAGUCGACAGAAUACCAACCAACUUUCGCAAAUACUGAAAAUGUUAGGCCUGAAACUUUUGAGUUCUUCCUCAGAUAUACUGGAGAGUAUUCAAGAAUCACUGAUAUAUAAGACACAGGACAGUCUUACAAUGCAAAAAUCUUCACCAAAAACAGUGGAAAUUGGGGAUAUUUUUGAUUUUUUGAAGUCAUGGAAUAGCGAACAUGUCGACAAAUGUAGAAUCGACAAUCUCCCAAUUGACAUUAGAGAAACUGUGUUGAAAAAUGUGUCAAAAGUGAAAUUGCUUCUGGCAUUCUGUUUUAAAAAUAGAGAAAAUAAAAAUGACUUAGAAGGGAUUCCAUUGUGCGUGUUGAAUAGUGGUUUAUUGACAUGUUUUUCUAAAUCUUUUCCAAAGAUAGCGUCAAAGUUUUGUCAUCUACUUGAAUGUUCAAAGGACAAAUUUGUUUGCAAAAGCCUGGUAUCAAUCUUUCAAAAUAAAGCUUAUACUGGAGUCAUUCGAUUAACCAUAAAACAUUUUGCUGAACUUUUACAAAAUAACAUAUCCAAUCUCUACUCUAGUAAUGAGCCAGUAGAAUGGAAAGGGGGUAUUAGCAGUCAAUGGCUAAAUGAUUUUUGGGAGUUUCUUUCCACAAAUAAAGAAACUGUUGAGGAUUGCAAAAUGUAUUUGUCGAACUGGUGUCUUGUUCCAACAGAGGACAGAAAAGGACAGAUGUAUCUGUAUCCCUUCCAGUUAGCAUAUGCUGUCAUGAAUAAUAAUAUGAAUUGGAAAGAUGAAAAACUUUUAGGGGUGUUAUCAAAGCUUGGAUUUCCUAAACUUAAAAUAGUAAGAAAGCACAGUAUCGCAGCUCAUUUAUGUGCCUCUGAAUCAACUCCAGAAAACAUUUUGAGUAUGUUUUGUUACCAGAAAAAUCUGUACAAAGGAAGUAUUAACACCUCAGAAGCCAAUCAAGUAUUGUUAUAUCUACUAGCCAAAUUACACAAAGAAGUAAAAGAUCGAGAUUCAGAUAUUCUAAACAAGUUUCGUAAUACAUGCUUGUUUGAAACCCUUGAUGGACAUGUGACUGAUAUUACAAUGAAGAGAGUUUUUACUCUUAUGGAUGAAGACAGUUUUCCUAAAAGUGGCGUUAAUACUUUGUGUGAAGAACUAGGAAUUAUCAUUCUGAAAAGGAAGGAUUUGCUUGAGGAUUUUGAAAUACUAAACAUGUCUCAAGAAGACUUUUAUGCAGACAUUUUCUUAAAAAGUGGAAAUUUGAUUGACAACUCUACUGUUAAAGAACAUGUAGAGCACAUUGUGGAUAAACAGUUAUACCUUGGAAGUCGACAAGAGAAAAUAAAGGAACUGAUUUCAGGAAUAGCAUGGAUAAAAAAUGCGGUUACUGGAGAUCUUCAGAAGGCCAGUGAAUUUUAUUCUCCGCAUUUGGAAGUUUGCAAACUGUUGUGUUCUGAAGAAGAUUUGUUGCCUAAAGAAUUGCACUCUGAAAAAUGGAGAACGUUUUUGGAGAGUUUAGGAAUGAAAACGGUUGUGCCAUUUAAAAUUCUUUUGAAAUUUGGAAGAAAAAUCGAGAGUUUGUGUAUUGCUGACUAUAUAAAUGACGAUAUCGCACACAAGUCGCAGGUUCUCGUGAAGUACAUUUUCAACAAAAUAGAAACAAAUUGCAUUGAAAAGCAAAGUUUUCUGCGAGAGUUUAGAAAAAUCAAAUGCAUUCUUCCAUUCAAAGUGCCUAUGGAGAUUUUAAAAAUUAUACCUCACCUUAACAGGCGGUCUCUUAUUUGUUUUGAAGACUCUGUUUUGUCAACAAUGUGGAAUAUAUCAUGGUCUCGCUGUAACUUGGUUCCAGAGACAACAGUGAAAGUACGUGAUACUGUAGAUUUAGAUAUUCUAGGAGUAAAGUCACAACCAGAUGUAGUCGAUGUGAUAAGCCAUAUUCACAUGCUUUGCUGUUACUUACAGAAUUCAUCAUAUUCUGAAAAAGGUCAACUAAUGAAGAGAAUGUACAAAAACCUAGAAACAUAUCUGGAAAAUUCCACGAAAUCUGCUAAAGAAGAAGUGAAGCGAGGGCUGUCGGAAACACCAUUUAUCUAUCAUAACUCUGUUGAUAGAUUUCUCCGACCAUUUGAAGUUGCUCUAUGUUUAGAAGCUGGAAAAUCUAUUGAUGGUUAUCUCUAUAAAGGACCAGAAAAAUAUGGAAACUUCAAUGAGUUGUUUAGGUUGAUUGGUGUGUGUGACCAACCAGUAUUUUAUCACUACUUGCGUACAUUUAAUUCCCUUCAUGAGAAAAUAUCUUCAAAAAUAAUGACACCAGAAGAGCUAGAUAUAUCUUUGAAAGCUUUCACGGGAUUAUUGGAGUCUCUUAAUUGUGAAAAUUGUGACUUCUCUCAGCUUCCACAUUUGUAUCUGCCUUCAGAAAAUGACAAACUGGUCUUGUCAACAGAUAUUGUUCUGUGUGAUCGUUUGUCUAUAAAACGGAGGAUAGCAGGAAAACAUUCAAUGAUGUUUUUGAAGAGCUGCACAUAUUUAGAAGUUGAUAAUCUUAACAAACUGCCCCCACACUUCAAACCUAAGUUGUUGUCAACGCUUUUUACUGAGCAGGUUGAAAAAGGUCCAGACUGUGAGAAUGAUCCAUUACUGUUUAGGAUAAGUAAAGUUUUCCAUUCAGACGCUUUUUUUAAUGGAGUUUGGAUAUGCGUGCAGCAGAAAGUUGCUCAUUUUCAGAAACAAUCAAUAAAGCAGAAAAUAAGACUGGCAUUUCUGAAUGUACGAAUUCAAACAGUAGAAAUGCUUCGAACGAUCCUGUUUGAAGGCAAUGUUCCAAUUGAAUCAACUGCAGAAGACAAAUCAAUUUAUUAUAAAAGAUCAAAGGAUAAAAUUAUGAUUUACAUCAAAGCAAAACCGAUCAUUUAUUUUGAAAAAUGUUUUGAGGAAUGGAAAGGCAAACUCUGGCAAGUAGUAUGUUUGUGUGCAGAAGGCCUGCUUUCAAUGGGUCAGUUUUCGUUCAUCCAGGAACUGUUGCUUUCCGAAUCAGAUGAUGAAAUAAUGGAAAUCUGUAAGAAACAUGAAAUUGAAUUAGAUGCAGAUAACUGGCUACCAUCUCCAGGGACUAGUAUACCUGUUGGACUGCAUGACACACUUGACAACACGUUUUGCGAAUUUUCGAAAGGAGAAAUUGCUGCAUAUGAAAGAAUUGACCCAUUGGCAGACAUUGAAAGCGAUGACGAUAUCAGAGUGUUUGAAUCAGAGUUUAUAUAUGUUCGUAUACUCGAAAAAGAAGAAUCCACAUCAGAAAUGUUUCCAACAUACAUUGUGUUCGAUGGAGAAAAUGAUGUCAAAGUAUGCUCGGUGCGAUUGUUUAAAUUUGUUCGCAAAAUUGAAAAACAAUCAAAAGAACUUGAACUAUUUAGUGCAGAAAGAAUACAGUUUUCUGAAACUAGCUUGGAUGCAAUUAAAGGCGAUAUAGAACGAAGACUGAAAGCUGCCUGGAAACUGUCCAAAUCUUAUAGAAGGGCUGUUAUCAAAAGGUUAUUACUUCAAUGGCAUCCUGACAAAAACCCAACAAACGUAGAUCAGGCGACAAAAGUGACUCAGUUCAUCCUUGAUGUGAUAGGGAAGUUAGAGCGUGGAGAAAUAGGAGUGGAGAGUUCUUCUGCCGGUUACAGUGCCAGCUCUUCUUAUCAUUAUGGAGCUUCAAAUUAUUGGACUUUCUUUCAAGGAAACGUCAACAGAUGUAACACCAAAAGAAGAAAGAGACACUUUGAUUAUACAAAUAGGGCUUCUGGUGGUAGCUAUACACGGAAUCAACGCCUGCCCAAUCCCCAACCAGCUGUUGGUCUGCAGUGGAUCAAACAAGCCAAAUACGACGUCAUUGCAGCAAAUCAGCAGCUUAUGUCCUGUUCGAACCCAAGGGACAGAAGUGGUGCACAGACUAGUUCACGGAAUGAGGACGCUGUGACUUCAUGGAAUUGGAUUUGUUAUAAAGCUCACCAGUCAUGUGAAAAAGCACUGAAAGCUGCCUUGUACAGCAUGGAUGCUAACGUUGCUUCAGACUACCAGACAUCUCACGACCUGUCAUCCCUGUCGUCUGCUCAUUCAUCAUUGUCAGGAACAUCGUUGUCUGACCUAGCCACAAGGUUCUCCACCGAAAUCACCGGACAACACACCGCGAUGAGGUACCCAACAGGUGGACGUUUACCUGGGGAUUCCUUUACACGUGAACAGGCGGAGAAAGCCGUUGACAUCGCUCAGCAGGUAUUGGAUGAAUGCGAAAACUGUGUUUCUUAAUAGGGUAAAUAUCCAAGUUAUAGACUGAGUGGUAAUGACCUUGUUAAUAGUGUGAAUAUUUGUAUACAUAAUUUCUUUUCAAAAUUCACGGAUGUUGAAAAGCGUUUCAUCAAUGAUAAUCCAAUGUUGGUUUUUGAGGCAAGUCUGUGUUUCUUGUUACACUUAGUUGAAUAAAUAAAAUGAUCUUGAUAUGAAUUCUGUGUAUUUAACUUGUUAUCGGGUCUAAAAAUCUUUUUAAAAAAAACAAUUUAUCAAUGUGAUGGUGUGUUGGAUUUGGGAGGAAAAUUGUGUUUCUUGUUAGGAUUAUAUAUUUGUGUUAAUACUGUGAAAUACAUGUUUAUGAUAUUUGUAUGAAUACCGUGUUUAUAUAGUUAUCAUCUAUGAAAGAUGAAUUUGUGUUGAUUAUAUUUAGUUAUGUGAAGACAUUUUGUCGGUUUUAUAAUAAGGUAUUGCUUUGUUAUAGAGUGUAGAUGGAAAAUAUAUAUAGGUU
Molecule: messenger RNA, 13609 nt
Organism: Magallana angulata
Lineage: Eukaryota; Metazoa; Mollusca; Bivalvia; Ostreida; Ostreidae
Product: sacsin-like
Exons: 9
Coding region: 1-13119 (4372 amino acids)
Molecular function (GO): Hsp70 protein binding
Source: RefSeq, a predicted model, not a curated record